GUUGACCCAGGCUGCAGGGACAGACAGAGACAACAGAUUCACAUUAUUGUGUCUGGUAAUUUACACAUUCGCUCAACCACCCGCGGACAUUGAAUUACUUUUCUCAACAACGUUCGAGAGUUCGUCAGCCUAUUCCAUGGGACCAUUACGACAAUCCAAGCGCGCCAGAACAAAGCCUCCCAUCGAACAGGCGGGCUCGAGGCCAAAUGUUGAGUCGAACGAAGCACCAAGUGAAGCAGGCUCGUCAACAUCCGCAGAAUCCUCGACUCCUGUUCCAAAGACCCCCCAAAAUGCGGCAAACUCAACCGAGGACAUAGCUGUUCCUUUGACGGCUGGCAACGCCAGGUCCAGUGCCAACAAGCCGCUCAAGUCUAAGAGUAGUUGGUAUGGGACUUGGCCUCGAAAAUCAACGGCUUCUACUCAAGUGGCGAGGGAAACUAUAUUGGCUGAUAAGCCCACAAACACUUCAUCUGCUGACUUAGGUCGGUUCGAAACUAAGCCUCCACCUGCUACAUCUUCACGUCCUCCUUCUAUGCUGCUCGGGAAGAGCAAAGAGACAUUAGAUGUCACUAUGGGCGGAACAUAUGAAGCGGAAAAUGCGGCAGAUAACAUAGAGCACAUGAAGCCGAUGUCCAGCGAGAAUGAAGCGGAUGCUCCCUCGCCUCUACCAGUACCUACCGAGAAUAUACCUGCUCCUCCUCGAACAGAGCCGGUAUCAGACGCCGCUUCCCAACGGCCUUCGACAUCUUCUGGCUGGCUCGGAGGCUGGCUUAGCAGGCCGAUGCCACAGACGCAUGCAGCGGAUGAGUGCCAGCAGAUUACCAGUCAACCUCAAGCUGCACAAAAGCCACAAGAUCAAAUGGAACAAGAAGCACCAAAUGAACAGCCUGUGCUGAAGGAAUGCACUACAGAGAAUGCAUCAGCUUCAGUACCAACACCAGCGCCACCGUCAUCUUCUUGGUUUGGUCUUUGGUCGACUGCAGCACCCUCGACCGUAGCAGAGGCCCCUAAAGAUGAGAUACCCGUGAAAACAGGGGAUACUGGCGGGGACACUGUCAUGGAAGAUGCUCCUUCUGCAGUGCCGGAAGCAAGCACUCAACCUGCAGCUGGAUCUUCAUGGGCAUUCUGGUCAACAGACAGCAAGAAGCCCGCUGAUGCUCCAGCAAAAACCGAGACAUCUGGACAGCUUGCAGUAGCAGGGGAAAGUUCCCAAGACAAGCCUGAGCCGGCAAAGACUGUACCGGUAAAGGACACUCAGAAGAAGGACAGCAAGAAAGGGAAAUCAAGUAAGAGAACUAGGCCAUUGUCAGGCGAGGUGGAAGAACUUCAACCAAACAGCAGUGUGGAAGCGGCACCUAAAGCUACUUCAUCUCAAAGCCCAGCUAGCGUAAAGGCUACACCUCCAAAUUUACUGCUUCCUUCGGUGAAAAGCACCUACCGCCUGGUUGAGAACCCCUCGAUUCUGCAACAAAUUACCCGACUCAUCAUGUAUGGACAGCAACAACCUGUCAAGCAUGUAUUUUUGGUCAAAGAUCCGCCAAAAAUUAAGAAAGCUUUAGCAAUAGGGAUUCAUGGUCUUUUCCCGGCCCCGCUGCUUCGAACUGUGAUCGGGCAACCCACUGGAACUUCCAUUCGAUUCGCGAACCAUGCCGCCUCCGCCAUCCGCCGAUGGACAGAUAAGCAUGGAUCGGUCGAUUGUGAAAUAGAAAAAGUCGCUCUUGAGGGAGAGGGAAAGAUUGCUGAUCGAGUUGAUAAUCUUUGGAAACUUCUGCUCAAUUGGAUUGAUCACGUUCGAAAGGCAGACUUCAUUCUUGUUGCCUGUCAUUCGCAAGGAGUGCCUGUGGCAUUGAUGCUGGUAGCAAAACUAGUCGAAUUUGGUGUGGUAACGACAGGAAAGAUUGGCGUGUGUGCGAUGGCUGGAGUUUCUCUCGGGCCGUUCCCGGAUUACAAAUCGAGACUAUUCAGUGGAUCUGCUGGAGAAUUGUUCGAAUUUGCAGAUCCGGAAAGUACCGUCUCCAAGAGAUAUGAAGAUUCUCUCCGUGUAGCGGUCAAAUAUGGGGUCAAGAUCACAUAUUGUGGAUCCAUCGACGAUCAGCUGGUAUCUAUGGAGUCCUCCACUUUCUCGCCUGCGAGCCAUCCAUACAUAUACCGAGCUGUGUUUGUAGAUGGCCGAAUACACGCUCCUGAUUUCCUUUCCCACCUUGUCGGGUUUGCCUUGAAACUUCGUAAUCUGGGAGUUUCAGACCAUGGCCUCAUCAGAGAACUAUCCGCUCCUCUCGCGGGCAGCCUCUAUACAGGCGAGGGUCACAGUCGGCUGUAUGAUGAUGGAAAUGUUUACGAUCUCGCAAUUGAGUAUGCUUUGGAGACUACAACAGUUGGAGAUGUUCCCCUAGACGUUAAGAAAUACGAGAUCCCUACGAAUGCGAAUCCAUACAUCCUACCGUGGAUUAUGCGUGGACUUUUAGAAGAGGAUUUCGUGAAGACGGAGCUGGAUCAAGAGACAACCGAGCUUUUGAAAAAGUUCGAUGACUGGAAACCGGCCACGAAAGUCCUCAAAGAUGUGAAGUAUAGACUAGAAGCUGUAAGGUCAAAAUUAUAGGAUAAGGGACUCGGCGAAGAAGAUACAUGGUUGGUAGGCGCUUGGGAAUUAUGAAACGAACUCGGUUGGGCAAGGUAGAGACAUAGAUGUCUGGCGUUGAUAAGUUCACAGCGCUGAUGAGAAUCAGAAUGAUACCCUCAAUAUAC
Molecule: messenger RNA, 2745 nt
Organism: Mollisia scopiformis
Lineage: Eukaryota; Fungi; Ascomycota; Leotiomycetes; Helotiales; Mollisiaceae
Exons: 5
Coding region: 137-2599 (820 amino acids)
Source: RefSeq, a predicted model, not a curated record